AUCAACAAUCAAACCGACCAAGAAACUGGGAAAAAAAGAAUAAAGAAAGAAAAAGAAAAAAAAAAUCAAUAUUGAUCAAUAAUCAUGCAGUUUUGAAGUCUGAAUUUCUAUAUGCCAACUGCAUUGCAUGUAUUGAUCAAUUAUCAUGAGCCCGGGUAUCCACAUUCUUGUUUCUGUUAUGUAUAUUUGUUUCAUUUUCGAGCCUGCGGAUGCUGCAGAUGGACCUCCACAGCAGUUUCUUCUGAGCUGUGGUAACCUGAAAGGUGGCGUGGAUGCUGAUGGCAGAAAAUGGGAAGAUGAUACAAAAUUCUUGGUUAAAGCAGAUAAAUCUGGCGAAGCCAAGGCGGAUAUGCAAGACCCUUCACUACCCUCUGAAAUUCCAUUCAUGUCUGCUAGAAUUUUUAAUGCAGAGACAUCUUACAAGUUUGAUAUAAAUGGAAGCAAUAGGCAUUUCCUUAGGUUAUAUUUUUACCCAUCUUCGUAUCCCAAUGUUAAUAUUUCCAACUCUUAUUUCGGGGUUAAUGUUGGUGAAACCACCUUGUUGAAUAAUUUCAGUGCUGCACUUACAGCUACAGCUUUGUCACAGGCUUAUAUAGUUAAAGAAUAUGCAUUGGCACCUUCGGAUUUGAAUGAUCUGACUGUGACCUUUAAGCCUUCUGACAAGUAUAGUGGGAGUUUUGCAUUUGUUAAUGGCAUUGAGGUGAUUGAAACGCCAGAAAUGUUUGAUGAUGAGACAGGAAUGGUGGGUUUUGCGGGUGAUUCAGGUGUGACAGUUGAAGCAACAACAGCUAGUAUGGAGACAAUGUUUAGAUUAAAUGUUGGGGGACAAUACAUUCCUCCAACAAAUGAUUCAGCUGGUCUAAUGAGGAGUUGGUAUGACGAUACAGCGUAUUUGUUUGGUGCUUCAAGUGGCGUGACAAAUGCAGCCAAUACAACUAUUGAUGCAGGGAAUGGAACAGCCCCUCUUGCUGUCUACUCCACUGCAAGAACCAUGGGUCCGGAUCCUAAUGUGAACAAGAAUUAUAACCUGACAUGGGUAUUUCAGGUUGAUGCCAAUUUCACCUAUCUGUUAAGGUUUCAUUUCUGUGAUUAUCUAGACGAGAAAGUGAACCAAAGGGUGUUUGAGAUAUUCAUCAAUAAUCAAACAGCUUUAGAUACCAUGGAUAUAAUAGGCUUAGCAGGUUCUGCAAAUAGUCCGAUGAAGAAGGAUUUUGCCAUCCUUGUGAAAGAUAACAAGGGUGAUAAUGAGAUUUGGGUGGCAUUACACCCCAAUGUGAGUGUCAAGCCUGAAUUUUUUGAUGCAAUGUUGAAUGGUUUGGAGAUAUUUAAACUUGGUGACUCAAAGAAGAACUUGGCAGGACCUAACCCGCAGAUAUCUGAUUUGAUGCAAAAACAAAUUGAUCACAACACAAAGGGAUUUGCUUCAAAGAGAAGUUACACAACUGCCAUAAUUGGAGGAGCUGCUGGUGGUGCUGCUGCUUUUGGGAUUGCUGCUGCAUUACUUGUGGUGAUCAAUAAUAGAAAAAGGAGAUAUCCUGGACAAGAUUCAGUGUCGAGUUGGCUUCCACUUUAUGGACAGACUCAUACAAGCAGUAGCAAGUCUGCCUCGGGGAGGAGCCAUGGCAGUACCCAUAUUUCAUCUGAUGCAGCAUGCAAUUGCAGGUACUUCUCACUGGCAGAAAUCAAACAGGCUACCAAGCAUUUUGAUGAAUCCCAUGUUAUCGGUGUUGGUGGUUUUGGGAAGGUUUACAGAGGUGUCGUAGAUGGAAAAAUGAAGGUGGCUAUAAAGAGAUCAAAUCCAUCUUCAGAACAAGGAGUUAAUGAAUUCCAGACAGAAAUUGAGAUGCUUUCAAAGUUGAGACACAGGCAUCUAGUGUCACUUAUCGGCUACUGUGAAGAGGAUAACGAGAUGGCCUUGGUUUAUGAUUAUAUGGGGAAAGGAACCUUAAGGGAGCAUUUGUACAAAAACAACAAAGUCACUCUUACUUGGAAACAAAGGCUGGAGAUCUGUAUUGGUGCAGCAAGAGGAUUGCAUUAUCUUCAUACUGGAGCUCAAUACACUAUUAUUCACAGGGAUGUCAAGACUACUAAUAUUUUGUUGGAUGACAAGUGGGUUGCAAAAGUCUCAGAUUUUGGGUUAUCCAAAACAGGUCCUAACAUGAAUCAAGGCCAUGUCAGCACUGUUGUAAAAGGUAGUUUUGGGUACUUGGAUCCUGAGUAUUUUAGAAGGCAACAACUGACAGAGAAAUCCGAUGUGUACUCAUUCGGGGUAGUUCUUUUUGAGGUUCUCUGUGCUAGGCCAGCUCUUAACCCGAACCUCCCUAAAGAACAAGUCAGUCUAGCUGAUUAUGCUAUGUAUUGUUUAAGGAAAGGAACUCUGGAAGAUAUGGUUGAUCCUCAGCUCAAAGGCAAAAUAAGCCAGGAGUGCUUCAAGAAAUAUACUGAUACAGCCGGGAAGUGUUUGGCUGAUCAUGGAACCGACAGGCCUUCAAUGGGAGAUGUUCUGUGGAAUCUUGAAUUUGUUCUGCAAUUAGAGUCGAAUGUGGAAAAUCCUAAACCAGCUUCCACAAAGGGAAGUAUGGAUUUGGACAAUGGUGGACCGCGAGAUCAGAGCAGUAUAAUGGCAAUGCAUAGGAACACUUUAAGCCUUGGCAGUGAAGACAAUGAUGGGGAUGGUAGUGAAGUAUUCUCACAGAUAGUUAAUCAGAAGGGGAGAUGACCAUGACGAUGCCGGGUCAGAAAAUAGUGAAGGCUUCUCACAGUUCGUUCGUUAAUCAGAAGGGAACCAGGGGAGUUGAACGCGGAAUGCAUUUGUAUGAAAUGAUCCUAUGA
This is a messenger RNA of Daucus carota subsp. sativus, 2832 nucleotides long. Its product is annotated as receptor-like protein kinase ANXUR1. Gene Ontology annotation, molecular function: ATP binding; transmembrane receptor protein tyrosine kinase activity. Bases 146 to 2719 code for a protein of 857 amino acids. The record is from RefSeq and is a predicted model, not a curated record. The transcript has a single exon. Gene Ontology annotation, cellular component: plasmodesma; plasma membrane. NCBI's taxonomy places the organism in Eukaryota, Viridiplantae, Streptophyta, Magnoliopsida, Apiales, Apiaceae. Gene Ontology annotation, biological process: protein autophosphorylation.